GGCGGCGGCGGCGGCGGCCCGGGUCUCCUCCACGUGGACUUCCCCGAAAUCACCAGCGCUCUCCUGGCCAACCUCAACCAGCAGCGGGUGGAGGGGAAGCUGUGCGACAUCUCCAUCCACGUCCAGGGCCGCGUCUUCCGCGCGCACCGCGCCGUGCUGGCCGCCUCCUCCCCCUACUUCCACGACCAGGUGCUGCUGAAGAACAUGACCUCCAUCGUCCUCCCCAACGUCAUGGACCCUUCGGCCUUCGAGACCGUGCUGGGCUCGGCCUACACGGGCCGGCUCUCCAUGGCGCCGGGGGAGAUCGUCAAUUUCCUGACGGUGGGGAGCGUCCUCCAGAUGUGGCACAUCGUGGAUAAGUGCACGGAGCUGCUGAAGGAAGGGCGCAUCGCCGUGGGGCCCUCGUCCUCUACGGGGCCCUCGUCGUCCACGGGGCCGGGGUCGUCGUCGUCCGUGGGGCCCACGUCGCUGGGAAUGGGGCCGCUGUCGUCCACGGGGCCGUCCCCGCUGGGGAUGGGGUCGGCGUCGGCCUCCGUGGGGCCGUCCUCGUUGGCCAUGGGGCCGUCGCCUCUGGGCGUGGGACCUCUGUCGUCAUCCCUGGGGCCGUCGUCGUCCUCGCUGCGCUCGCACUCCAGCCGCACCAGCGACAACCAGUCCCCCAGCAGCUCCAACUACUUCAGCCCCCGCGAGACCCCCGAGGAGCCCCCCACACCCAGGGGACCCCCGCCCCGCGACGCCCCCGGCUCCAAGAACGCCGCCGACGCCCUGGAGCCGGGGGAGGAGGAAGAAGAGGAGGAGGAGGAAGAAGCGGGCGCCGCGCGGCGGCCCCUCUACGUGCGGCCCAGCAUCGUGCCCCACAAGCAGUGGGUCUACGUCAAGCAGGAGUGGCUGCAGGAGGACCUGGUCCUCACCUGCGAGGAGGACGAGGACCCCGUCGUCCCCCAGCGCCCGCCCAAGACGGAAGAGGACGAGGACGAGCAGGUCGACUUCUGCGAGUCCUCCGAGGAUUUCCCCUCGCCCUACGGGGGGGGC
Molecule: messenger RNA, 1032 nt
Organism: Numida meleagris (helmeted guineafowl)
Lineage: Eukaryota; Metazoa; Chordata; Aves; Galliformes; Numididae
Product: zinc finger and BTB domain-containing protein 22-like
Exons: 1
Biological process (GO): regulation of transcription by RNA polymerase II
Molecular function (GO): DNA-binding transcription factor activity, RNA polymerase II-specific; RNA polymerase II cis-regulatory region sequence-specific DNA binding; protein binding
Source: RefSeq, a predicted model, not a curated record